Molecule: messenger RNA, 1553 nt
Organism: Carassius auratus (goldfish)
Lineage: Eukaryota; Metazoa; Chordata; Actinopteri; Cypriniformes; Cyprinidae
Product: endonuclease domain-containing 1 protein
Exons: 2
Coding region: 30-881 (283 amino acids)
Molecular function (GO): nucleic acid binding; hydrolase activity; metal ion binding
Source: RefSeq, a predicted model, not a curated record
UUUUUGGUUCGUGAUUCGGUACAACACAGAUGAAGAUGCGUUUGUUUGUCUUCUCUGCGCUGUUGGUGUCGGGAUUUCCAUUCAUCAUAACUGAAGUUGUAGAUUCAUUCAAUGCGUGCAAGGAUUUCUUUUUAGAAGGACAGCCUCCAGUAAUUCCAGACAUUAUCCUGAAUUCAGUCUCGCUAGAUCAAAAUCGCUACAAACUAAUCUGUCAAAAGUAUAAGGAAGCUUACAGGUUUGCAACUCUCUACGAUAUAGAAAAUAAGAUCCCUGUUUUUUCAGCCUACAAAUAUACUGGGAAAGGAGACUUCAAAAGACCAAGAAUAAAAUGGAUGAUUGAGUCUGAGCUUGAUCCUCCUGUUGCUGAGAUGACUGUACGGACUUGUGCAAAUCAGGCCAUCAAUGAAGACUACAGCAAUAACACCUAUAAUGUUAAUCGAGGCCACUUGUUUCCCUGCUGUCACGCAGCUGAUGUUAUCACUGCAAAAUCUACAUUCACACUGACCAACACAGUGCCACAGAAGAAGAGCUUUAAUGAACUCAGUUGGAGUCGCAUGGAAUAUGAGACCAAAAAUAUCAUGAAUACUUGCAAAAAUAACAAUAAUAAAGUUGAAGCCUAUGUGCUGACUGGAGCAAUACCUGGCAACAGUAAACUGAAAGAUAAAGUGAACAUUCCCUCUUACAUGUGGAUGGCGUUUUGCUGUUACAAUCGUAGUGAAAACAAAUGGGUCUCCCAAGCUUAUUGGGCCCAAAACAUUGAAGAAGAAAAGAGUGAAAACAAGAUUAUCCAUAAAGAUAGCCUGCAGAAAUUAAAACAAUUUCUUGAUGAAACAUGGGUGAGAAACGUACAGCUGUUUAAGGAAGACUGCACAUAUGAAUAAAUGAUCACUGAAUAAUCAUUUAUUCUGCUUGUAGGAUUAGAGGUUCAUUAAAAAUGCUUUUUUAGAGCUCCUCCAGAAUCCUAACUUGAUUUUUUCAGACCAUCCUGCUUUGAGUCUACUUCAUAUAUCUCACACUUUACCAAAUCAUGUAUUUUCUCUAAUAAAUAUUGUGCAAAUGUUCACGUAUCAGUCAUCUAACUGAAUGAAGGCAAAGUGGGAUGUAGUAUUGUCAGUGAAAAGGUCCAGAAAAUGGUGGCAUUAUCUCAGGAGCUAUCCUAAACUCAAAUAAUCAUUUUAGCUCUAGUCUGGAACAGUCCAAAAAUGCCAAAGGUUAUUUUUUACUCAGUCAUGCACAUACUUUUGAAAGGCUGUCACUGAAAAUCAGGUUGUUGUUUUGUUUUGUUUUUUGCCUCCAUAAUGGUGUAGUUACUAUAUCUUCCAGUAGGGGAUGGCUGGACCAUGCUAACCAGCCAAAGCCUGACAUUGCCUACACAGUCAUCGGCAAAAGUUUUGGCAGUGACAUAAAUUUUGUGUUUUACAAAUAUUGAAGCAGAAAACUGCAGAAUAUUUUUUUCCACGUUUCUAUGGUAUACUGAAAAACAAUAAGCAUACAAGUUUUAAAGGCUUUUAUUUGCAAAAAAAUAAAAUAAAAUAAAUAAAUACAAGUCCAUA